Molecule: messenger RNA, 5120 nt
Organism: Epinephelus fuscoguttatus (brown-marbled grouper)
Lineage: Eukaryota; Metazoa; Chordata; Actinopteri; Perciformes; Serranidae
Gene: cd109
Product: CD109 molecule
Exons: 33
Coding region: 1-4416 (1471 amino acids)
Cellular component (GO): extracellular region
Molecular function (GO): endopeptidase inhibitor activity
Source: RefSeq, a predicted model, not a curated record
AUGCAAAUGGAGCGUCUCCAGGCGUUGGGAUUCUUUGGCCUCAUCGUUCUCACUGCCGCCCAGACCACCACAAACAGCCCCGGCCCUCGGCCCUCCUACCUGCUGCUGGCCCCCAGAACCCUCCGUCCUGGAGUCCCGACAUCAGUGUCUGUCACCAUCCUGAUCUCCUCUGAGGUCACUGUGUCUGCUCACAUCGUUCAUGACGACCAGAAUGUGGCCUCAGACUAUGCUACAGUUGAAGGAGGUUCAACCAAGCUGCUGACUUUGCCACCUAUCCAUGAGAGCAAAACCAGCUACCGGUACCCAUAUGUGCUGGAGGUCAAAGGUCACAUAGGUAGUGUCCAGGUUUUCUCCAACUCAACAAGGCUGCACUUCGACCCCAAAGGCUUCUCCACCUUCAUUCAGACAGACAAACUGAACUACCUGCCUGGGCAGCAGGUGAAGAUCAGAGUGGUGUCCAUUCACCCUGACGGGAAACCCUCUGAGAGUCUUGUGGACAUUAUCAUCAGAGACCCGAGGGGAAACCUGCUUAGACAGUGGCUGUCUUUGGACAGCGUCCGUGGGGUUGUGUCCAAAGAGUUUCGCCUGUCCAAAAACCCGCCCCUGGGUAAAUGGACCAUCGUCUCAACAGUUGGUAGUGUUUCAAGUGAGAAGUGUUUCAAUGUGGCUCAUUAUGUGCUGCCAAAGUUUGAAGUUGUGAUAGAAGCUCCGGAUGUCAUUUAUCAUGAGGACACUCUGUGGGGCUCCAUUACAGCAAAGUACACGUAUGGCAAGCCUGUUCAUGGACAUGUGAACAUAACAUUCCUCCUUAACUCUCAUGAAGAGGCUUAUGAUGAAGAUAGAGAGAUUGAUGGCACCACAGACUUCAUGUUUGACAUUCCUGACCAUGACUAUCACACAAUGCACAAAAGGGCUCUAGAGAUGGCCUAUGACGAAUACAUGGGUGAAGAGUGUCUAAUUAUUGUGGCUCAUGUGACUGAAUACCUCACAGGUCUCACAUAUAACAGUACGGCAAAGGUGUAUUUGGAAAAGUACAGAUAUAAAAUUUCCUUUGAUGGCUACUCCCAAAUAUUAAAGCCCUCUAUGAACUUCAGUGCUUGGUUGAAAAUAUCUACAUACAACAAUCAGCCACUGUCACUUGAGGAUCAGCAAAAGACUGUUACAGUGUCAGUGAUGCAGCGAAAGCAAAGGCCACUGAUUUGGGAAACUUACAAGAAAGAAGAAAUGGUGCUUCAAUCAAACAUGUCUGGCCCUUCAGGGACAGUGCGUCCCCAUCAAGAGGAGAUGCAGUCUAAAGAAAUGGAGUUUCCUGUACCUGCAGAUGGAGUUAUACCCCUCAACAUCAAGGUCAUGGAUGAAACGGAAGUACUCACAAUUGAUGCUUAUUUUGAGGACAGCCAUGGAACUCUACAACUCUACAGAAGCUACACAUCCCCCAGUCACUCCUACCUGCAGAUCCAAAAACCUUCCACACCUGCAGAGACUGGUUCACCCCUACUGUUGCAUGUUGAAAGGAAUUUUGAAAUGGCAGAGAUUCACUACAUAGUAAAGUCCAGAGGUCAGGUGGUUUCUGCUGGGAAAGGCUCUGGUGUUCUAACUCUGGUCCCAGAAAUCUCCUGGGCUCCUCUGGCCUGCAUUAUCGUCUACUGUGUGCAUCCCAGUGGAGAGAUUGUCAGUGACAUAAUGCACCUACCCAUCAGCCAAAUUUUACAAAACCAGGUGUCUCUGAGGUGGAGCGACACUAAGAUGAUGCCAGGUGGUGAGGUCACACUGAGGAUCACGGUGGAAGAGCCCGCCUCUCUGGUCGGGAUCCUGGUGGUCGACAAAGCGACAAAGUGGAAGGGAUCAUACAAUGACAUCACCAAGGAGAUGGUGCUGAAGGAGCUGAAGGAGUACAGCGUUUCCAAAGCUGACGCCUACUCUGACAUGAUGACAAUGGGAGAUCCAUACUCCAUCUUCAAGACAUGUGAUCUUGUGGCACUGACUGAUGCCAGUUUAAACAUGAUGAGUCGUCCUCUGAAGCCUAUACUUGAGGAGGUUGGAAUAGCUUUCUUAUCCCAGUCAGACAGUUCACACAUGGAGCAACAACAGGAGCCACGAAAACGCUGGAACUUUCCAGAGACCUGGAUAUGGAUGGACAUCAACACAGGAAAUUCAGACACAACAGAAAUAACUCUCACUGUGCCAGACAGCAUCACAACCUGGACGGCCACUGCCUUUGUCAUGUCAGAGAAUCUGGGCCUGGGCAUCAUAGAGGAGCCUGCAGAACUCACAGCCUUCCAGGAUUUCUUCCUGUCCUUGAAUCUGCCUCCCUACAUCAUCCGUGGAGAGGAGCUGCUGCUGGAGGUCAUUCUGUUCAACUACCUCUCAGAGGACCUAGAGGUCAUGGUCAUUGUUGCAGAGAGCGACACCUUUGAGUUUGUCUUCCCUGACAGUGAGGAGCUCUCCACACCCAGUGUUCGUUAUACGUCUGUGGGGAGUCAGGCUGGAGCGUCUGUCCUUGUUCCCAUCAGGCCACGAGUCCUUGGAGAGAUCCCCAUCUCUGUGAAAGCCAUGUCGACUGUGGCGUCUGACUAUGUCAGCACGACAGUGCUUGUCAAGGCUGAAGGACUCGAGCAGUCGUUCUCCACUUCGCUGCUGUUUGAGGUUUCUCCAUCGCAGUGGAGCCUUUCCAAAGAAGUCACGUUCACCUUCCCACCAGAUGUUGUGGAGGGCAGCGAGAGAGCUUCGGUGACGGCCAUCGGUGACAUCCUUGGCCCGUCCAUCACUGGCCUGGAGUCUCUGAUCAAACUGCCUUAUGGUUGUGGGGAACAGAACAUGAUCAACUUCGCACCAAACAUCUAUGUCCUCCAGUAUCUGAGUGCUGUGGGUCAGGCGGACCAGGAGACCACAGGCAGAGCCAUAGAGCACAUGAUGGAAGGUUUUGAGCGAGAGAUGUCCUAUCAGAGAGUAGACGGCUCCUUCAGUGCGUUCGGAGACCGGGACUCAUCUGGAAGCACCUGGCUCACUGCGUUCGUGCUGAGGUGUUUCCUGCAGGCACGACAGUUCAUCAACAUCGACACCCACGUGCUGCAGAGUGCGGCGGCCUGGUUAGGAGCCCAGCAGGGGACUGAUGGGAGAUUCAAGGAGCCUGGUCGAGUCAUCCACACCGAGCUCCAAGGAGGCCUGGAUGGCCCCGUCUCCCUCACAGCCUAUGUCCUCAUCGCCCUGCUGGAAGACAAUGACAUCCAGACUCAGUAUGGCAGCCAGGUGUCUGCAGCCCGGAUGUUCCUGGAGACCCGUCUGGCUCUCGGUGUUUCUAGUAACUACAGCCUCAGCUUGCUCACCUACGCUCUGGCUCUGUCCAGCAGCUCCAAUGCUGACACAGCACUCAGCGAGCUGAUUGGACGAGCUGAGAUGAGAGAUGGCGUGCCGAUGUGGUCCUCCGCGGACAACGGCCUGUCGUCAUCGUGGCAGCCUCGCUCUGCGGACAUUGAGAUGGCGGCUUAUCUGCUGCUCGUUCAACACAAACUGGAUUACAUCGCAGAGGGCCUCAUCCUCACAAAGUGGCUCAGCCAACAGCGGAACUCCUUUGGAGGAUAUGGGAGCACUCAGGACACAGUCGUGGCUCUGCAGGCCUUGGCCUCAUUCGCUGCUCUUGGCAGCUCUCAGGACCCUGAUCUCAACAUCAGAGUGAACACAGAUGCUUCAACCACCGUCGCCUCCUUCCACAUCCACCAGGACAACUACCUGCUUCACCAGAGCCAGCAGAUUGAACCAGAGGAGGAGUUGAGCCUGCAGGUGACUGCAGAAGGUCAUGGGCUCGCCCUGUUUCAGCUGAACGUGUUUUACAACAUCAGAAAUGAGCUGAUGAGGAAGAGGCGACAGGCCGACCAACACGAGGCGUUUCAUUUGUACGUCGAGUUGUUUGACACGGAAAUACACUCAGAACAUCUGUACAUCUGCAGCAGUCUGUCAGAGGCUCUGGGUCUGAAUGCGACAGGCAUGGCCAUCGUGGAGGUUGGUCUGCUGAGCGGCUUCAGCCUGCUGCCGGACGCCGACCUGACCUACGGCGUCAUAAAGAAAGUGGAGACAGAGCCGGGGAAAGUCAUCCUGUACCUGGACACUGUGACAACAGAAGAGAUGUGUGCAGUGAUUCCUCUGAUGGUGGAGUAUAAAGUCGCCAAAGUCCAGGAGGCAGCUGUUUGCAUCUAUGAUUAUUAUGAACCAAGACGGAGAACGGUGAGGAUGUAUACAUCAGAGUGGAGGGGCGAGCUGCCUACCUGCUACUACUGUGGUGACGACUGCAGUCAGUGCAAACAGGAAGAUCAUUAUGGCACCAGCAUUAUGUUAAACAGCAGCCAAAACAUCCAGAUGACCCAUUUAACACCUGCUCUGCUCCUCCUCGCCAUCAUCAUCAUCAUCUUCGGUGUGUAAAUGAAGAUGAACAAGUGUCAGUUCAGCAUUGUAGAUGGAUUCAACUCUUUGUGGAAGCUGUGUUUACAUGCAUUGUGUGACUUUUUUUUUAUGCAUUGUUUUUAGUCACCCGAAAACAUCAUGUUAAAGGUGUUAAAUGUCUUACAUGUUCUGGGUGUUGUUCUAUGUUGGCUCUGUAAUCUGACAAAAAGUUAGCUUAGUGACUCACGCAAAAAUGACAGAUUCAGGAGUGAAGUGCUAUAAUGCUGCAGUGAACCAAUGGAAGUUUUGAAUCAACCAGUUAUGAGCAGACUUGUUGGAAAAGAUUAAAUUCAAAAAGGGUAGUAUGCAAUGUUUUCUAUUGAAUUAGAUUUUGCUUGUGGUGGUGGUGGGGCGUGGGGUGAUCUGUUUGUACAGGUUAGAUCCAGCACUGCCGCUGGCGAAGGAUUUGCAGGGUGCGCUUGCUAGUUCUUGUCUCAUUUGUGGUCUGAUUAACUGUACAUUCAUCAAAUUCAGUGCUCUGUAUCACCAUCUUGACAGCAACUGUAGCUGUCAGUGGGACCUGUGUGGCAUGGUUUCUAUGGGAACGCAACCAGUUUCAUGUAAGGAAGGUCAGAAAGACAAGAGAGAGACAUGUCAGUUGUAAAUGUGUUUGUGAAAGUGAGAGAGGGGCUCUGAAAAUUGAAAAUGAAUAUGUGGUAGGCAAUAAAUGAAUGUAUGGGAAA